Ruditapes philippinarum (Manila clam) is the source of this 2087-nucleotide messenger RNA. RefSeq names its product neuropeptides B/W receptor type 2-like. Gene Ontology annotation, cellular component: membrane. Gene Ontology annotation, biological process: G protein-coupled receptor signaling pathway. Lineage: Eukaryota; Metazoa; Mollusca; Bivalvia; Venerida; Veneridae. The transcript has 2 exons. Gene Ontology annotation, molecular function: G protein-coupled receptor activity. Bases 206 to 1291 code for a protein of 361 amino acids. The record is from RefSeq and is a predicted model, not a curated record.
UACGUGAUGCAGCUUGUUAUCCAAGCUACGACUUUCAUAAACCUCCAACAUAAUUUAUCCAAUCUCACGAAACUAUUAAACAAAUAUUGCUGCAGCACAGUAUCAGAUCAUUAGAUCGGCAAGCAGCCUCAGUGUAACAAUCAGUGAAAUAUUGCAGGAAAUUAUAGGAUGUACCAAUUUCUAUAAAUAAUUUAAGCUGCGCGUAAUGGAUGGUUACGGAUCUUUGAACGGCAGUGUCAAUUUAAGUUUGAAUUCAAUGCACGAUCAAGAUACGAAUUCGUCCGGAUAUACGACAGAAGAUUGGUAUGACCUUUACUACGAUGAAUAUAAUGAAUUAGACAGUAUGUAUACUGUAACUCCCGUGGAUGUGAUUUUUAUUGUUCUUUGUAUUUUAGGCAUCAUUGCAAACAUUGUGUCUAUUGGUAUGGUAAUACGAUCACAUCAGAAGUUAUCCACACAUUUAAAACUGAUCAUUAGUUUAUGUUGCUCAGACAGUUUAAUUCUGAUCCCGACUUUUCUAAGUAAAGUAUUUUUCAUGACACAUGUAAUAAAUGUUUGCAUUAAUGUAACUGUAAGACUGGUAACGGACCUGGCACUAUUAGCAACAUUGUUGAAUCUUCUUGCAAUCGCAGUGGACCAUUAUCUGGUCAUGCUUAGACCCUUUAUGCACAAGAAGCAAAUGACAAGGGCAUGUGCCAAUGGUGUGUUUGCUGUGUUGGCAAUUUGGUUCGGGAGUGUUUUAGCAAUUGCGGUUGAAAUAAUUAUGGGUCUUGUACACCAACGAGAAAUGGAACCACUAUGUGAAGCAAUAGCGUAUGAUAAAACUAAUUCAGAGCUCGUAAUCGUGGCUAUCAUCUUUAUUGUCUUGUUUGUGAUUUUUGUGAUUUAUGCUAGGAUCUUUAUUUGGGUUGUCAGAAACAGGUCUAUACAUAGCAGGACGAUGCAUCAGCAGAAAUACACAAGUAACAUUAAGGCCUUAGUCACCACAUUUCUUUUCGUGUUGACAUUUGUAUUCUUCUGGACGCCGAUUGGAAUAUUCAACGUUUACAUAUACAACAAAGAUAUCAUGUACAUCUUGAACAAUCUAGAGGACAUCGAACAGAUUGGGGAUAUUUUGUAUGUUAUUUUGUUGUUAAAUGCCAUAGCAGACCCGAUCAUCUAUACGUUUAGUCAGCCACAGAUACGCAAAAAAUGUUGUAUAUUUCGUACGACAAUGAGUCGACGGUCAAAUGAAACGAUCACAUUGACAUCGAAUUUACCUGAUUUGAAGGAACCCUUAGGUGAUGAUUAAAUUUUGUUCCUGAUUUAUUUUUAUCCACACUAUUGCUGUUUAUAUACCCUUUCCUUCUAAUUUAAUAGUUUUUGCAACUAGUUUUGUUUUCAUUUCACUUUCAAUAUCUUUGUACAGUUAUCGCUUCUUUGUUUAAUAUUCUCAUGAUAUCUGUAAUUAACGUUUGUAAAAUAACACAUUAAAUUGUACCUUUAAUAGGAAAAUAAUUACUUUAACAAAUAGUAUGUUACAUUUUUAGUAUGUGUUAAGUAUACUCGCUAAUGUAAUUAAUUAAAACAUUUCAUAACACUUUCUAUCAAUUUCUUACAAAUCAUUGUCAUAUGUACAAUUUUGUAUUGGAAAUGUAAAUAACAUUUUUGUAAAUAGCUGUAGUAAGUGAUAUUGUUAAUAUGUAUUAUAUGUAUGUUUAUGUGGCAAUACCUUUUUAUGAUUGCAUACAUACGAUAAUAAAUGCUAUAAUUAUAUAUGAAAGAAAGAAAGUCAUGUAUACAUACUUAGUUUAAGUGUCUCAGAUCAGGGUGGGUACAUACAGGAAUCAGCCCAUUUGUAUUUUCCUUUAUUUUCUUAGAAGAUAUAUUGCAUUUUUGUCAAACAUUAACACAUUUCAUUAUCCAGUGUUAGAAUUAUUAUUUUAAGUGUCAUAUCACCUUUUUGCAUUUAGUAGUAAUGCCAAUGACAUGCGCAUAUUUAGAAAAAAUAAACUACACUUGCUAUUUUGCAUAUUAAGUCGUUUUAAUAGUUAUUAAUAGAUGCUACGAACCUUUCUAACUUCAUUAAUAAAAGUGUGUUCAUGUUG